Messenger RNA from Poecile atricapillus (Black-capped chickadee), 858 nucleotides. RefSeq names its product serine/threonine-protein kinase PAK 3-like. Gene Ontology annotation, molecular function: protein serine/threonine kinase activity; ATP binding. The record is from RefSeq and is a predicted model, not a curated record. The transcript has 8 exons. Gene Ontology annotation, cellular component: cytoplasm. Gene Ontology annotation, biological process: regulation of actin cytoskeleton organization; regulation of MAPK cascade; intracellular signal transduction. NCBI's taxonomy places the organism in Eukaryota, Metazoa, Chordata, Aves, Passeriformes, Paridae. Bases 121 to 858 code for a protein of 245 amino acids.
GUGAGCGUGGGGGAGCCUGCCGAGAAAUACCUGGAACUGGAGCAGAUUGGCCAAGGGGCUUUUGGAACCGUUUCCAAAGGACUCGACAGGGCCACUGGAGGAGAGGUGGCCAUCAAGAAAAUGAGUCUCAGAGGGCAGAACAGGGAACGAGCUGUGAAUGAGGUCGUGGUCCUGAAGGACAAGAAGAACCCCAACAUUGUCAACUCUUUGGACAGCUUCCUUGUUGAUGGAGAUCUCUGGCUGGUGAUGGAAUACAUGGAUGGAGGAACUUUGCAGGACGUUGUCAGACAGACACGCAUGGCUGAAGGAGAGAUGGCAGCUGUCAGUCAGGAGUGUCUGCAGGGCCUGGAUUUCCUCCAUUCCAUCCGGGUGAUCCACAGAGAUCUGAAGAGCUCCAACAUCCUUCUGGGAAUGGACGGCUCUGUCAAGCUGGCUGAUUUUGGCCUCUGCGCUCAGCUCAGCCCUGAGCAGGACCAGUGCAGCUCCAUGGUGGGCACUGCUCACUGGAUGGCCCCAGAAGUUGUGACCAGUUCUCCUUACGGCCCCAAGGUGGACAUCUGGUCCUUUGGCAUUGUGACCAUCGAGAUGGUGGAAGGAGAACCUCCUUACUUCCAGCAAACGGGGGCCAUGGCUCGCGCUCUGAUCCGGCAGAACGGGACCCCGCAGCUGCAGGAGCCCAGGCGCCUGUCGGCUCUGCUGCGGGACUUCCUCGAGUGCAGCCUGGAGCCGGACGAGGAGCGGCGCUACUCUGCCCAGGAGCUGCUGCAGCACCCAUUUUUAUCAUCAGCCAAGCCUCUCUCCAGCCUGACCCCUCUGAUCACUGCAGCAAAGCAACUGAGGGAGCAGAAGAGGACAUGA